UCAGAGUUAAACAUGAGCUCCGGUUCGACAUGUGCUGUAUCGGGUUGCUACAACAACUCAAAAAAACUGAAGAGUUUUCAAGAAAGUAUCUGUGUAGAACAUCACAAAAUCAGGAAUGAAUGUCCGUGCCUUGCGCCCUAUGCCUUACACUGUAUGCCGUCGAAAGAGGAGAGGAAACAGGCUUGGCUUGCGGCUUUGAAAUUAAAAACCCCUCCGAAGAGAGUUUAUGUGUGUUCCUUUCAUUUCGUCGAUAAAAAGCCCACAGAGGUGCAUCCGGAUCCCGAGCUCUACCUGGGUCACAACCGCCCUCUUCAAGGCAGACGGAAACAACUUCAGGAAGCUGACGGACUUGGUGAGAAGAUGUCAGAAGACGCAGUGCGUCAGACGCGUAGUCAAAAGCGGGCGUUGGAGCGAGAUGCCCCUGCUUCGGAGGCCGACUUGAAGAGGGUCAAGCUGGAGAAAGGAGAGCUUGGAGCUGUAGAUGGACUGAAGACCAAAAGCGAACAGGCCAACAAGGUGGCUAACAUCCUGCGGGCCGGGGAGGUGAAGGCCACCAUCAAGGUAGAGGUGCAGACCACCGACGAACCUGUGGACAUGAGCACAUCUAAGAGUGACAUAAAGAAAGAGCGACCUCCGACGCCAGAUGAUGUCAUUGUUCUGUCGGACAAUGAGCCCUCUAGUCCUUGUAUGAAUGGGGUCAGCUACAGUUUUAAGAAGACGGAUACUGAUAUGCUAAUGAAAAGCAGCCCGGCUGAACGUGAGCGUAUCAUAAAACAGCUGCAGGAAGAACUGCGUCUUCAGGAGGCCAAACUCGUCCUGCUGAAGAAACUCAGACAGAGUCAGACCCAAAAAGAUGUUGUGCAAAAGUCAACCAAUUCUGUGGCUGCUCCACCUCCUCUCGUCAGGGGCAGCAUCUCGUCCACUAAAGGACCCCUACAGGUCUCCAACCGAAACUCAGGGACAGUCAUUCCUCCUCCUCUGGUUCGAGGUGGAGCGCAGGUCUCCAAGCAUGGCUCCCAUAAUACCGUAGUCAUGCCAACCUUAGUCAGAGGCUCCCAGCCCAUCACUGUGACCCCGCAUCAGAUUGCGACCCUACGGCAGCAUCAACAACACUCGGGUUCUGGUCCUCCUCCUCUGGUGCUGGGCGCACGCUCCUCCGUACCCACCGUACAGGUGCAGGGCCAGAGGAUCAUUCAGCAGGGCCUGAUCCGUGUAGCCAAUGCAAACGUCCUGGUCUCACAGGCCUCUUCCACUGGUUUGAAGAGCUCUCAGUCUGGUCUGGGCAGCAGUACCUCUGUCAGCGCCAAUGAAUCUCCUGCCAGCCGACAGGCCGCCGCCAAGCUUGCGUUACGGAAACAGCUGGAGAAAACCCUUCUUGACAUACCGCCACCUAAACCUCCAGCACCAGAGCUCAAUUUCCUGCCCUCGGCAGCUAAUAAUGAGUUCAUCUACCUGGUGGGGCUGGAAAUGGUGGUCCAGAACCUGCUAGAUACACUGGCUAAAAGUAAGCAGCCGCAGACAGAGUCUGCAUCUACCCCGGCACCCAAGGAGCCCUUCACAUGCUCCCAGUGCCAGACGGACUUCACCUCUCGCUGGAGGCAGGAGAAGAGCAAUGGCUCCAUCCUCUGUGAGCAGUGCAUGAGCUCCAACCAGAAGAAGGCCCUGAAGGCUGAGCACACCAGCCGCCUGAAGGCUGCCUUCGUCAAAGCCCUGCAGCAGGAGCAAGAGAUCGAGCAGCGCAUCCUGCAGCAGGCCGCCUCGCCCGUCUCCAAGACCACCACCACCUCUUCUUCGCCGGUGAUUAAAUCCGAUCACGUGCUGGUGUCGCCACAGUAUAAGCAGAUGAGCUCGUCGCUGACCCAGCAGACCAACAGAGGGACGUCGAUCGGUCGAUACCACACCACCACCAUCAAGCAGACUCCAGGCCAGCUGUCCCGUAGCGUACAGCAGGCAGUGAGUGCGGGCGCACGCGGGGUGAGCCACAGCUUCUCCACUUCCUCCCAGUUCCAGAACGCCGUCACAGCCGCCGCGCUGGUCAGCAGGCCAGGUAAGCAUGUCGUGAGGGCAGGGGAAAAGGGCACCAGCAGCAGAAACCCCACCACCAAUACCUGGAGGAAACAGAACAGCGGCACCGCAGGUGUCACCAUGGCUUAUGUCAACCCCAGUCUGUCUGUGCACAGGACAACAUCUCCAGUGGACCGUCAGCGAGAGUACCUCUUGGACAUGAUCCCUUCCCGCUCCAUUUCCCAAACGGCAAACACAUGGAAAUAAUGUCCUGAUUAAAUCACUUGCAAAUUUCUCUGAAUUAUAAUAAUCCUGUCUUUUUGGACAUUCGGUCGGUUAUCAGUAUCAGACAACCAGCCAUUAAGCAAUAAUAAAAAUAAAAAAUUAUUAUAUUUUCUCUCUAUUUCUCUGUUCUGAGACCCUUAGUUGUACAGUCUAAGGUAAGACCCCAUAGGCCAACAAGCGUCCUAGAGGAGAACUGUACCGGGAUCAGUGAUCAAGGAGACCAAGGACCUUUUCUACAGGCCUUUGUAUCGAUCUACUGAAUCCCUCCAUUACCCAAUGGGCUUUAGUGAUCUAAUACACAUCACCCACAACACCCAAUUCACGGCCCUCCAGGAGGAGUAAUUGCUCCAUUAUGUAAAACUAAACCCUCUGUAUGACGUUUCCAGAGGCUCAUGGACACUUUUUCCCACAGGAAUUGGAGGACACAGGACCGUUGAGUUCUUGCGUGAUGCCAGGGAUUGUUUUACGACCUUUUUGUGGACCAUCUACACAGCUUCAGCUAUGUUUUCCGACCCACAGCGUCUCUUGAACAGAUUUGGGAGUGUAUGUUUGUGUAUUUGAUGUCAGUACAUUGCUUUUUUUUGUUUUUUAGCUUCACUGUGGACUCAUUCCACCCUUUUCAAAAUGGCCUUUUUUUAAAAGGCUAGAAGUUUAAGGAAUUGUUAUACUGUUGAGGUGGUUAUACAUCUGCUGGUGUAGUGUGUAUUUUUGAAUACUUUGGGUUGUUUCUUUUUUUCUUUGUAAGCUUAUAAAAGACAUUUAUCCAAGAAUUGUGCAUCAGGGAUGGUUACAGAGAUGGACGUAACUAACAAAAAGCAGCAGCCGCAACAGGACUACUACUACACCUUCAUGUUUGAACGAUUUGUUUAUCAUAUGAGCCUGACGGUAGCUUUUUAUUAUUUUUUUUUAUUUUUGUUUUUAAUUUUUAAAUUUUUUUUUGCAGAAACAAUUGAUAUGUUACGCUUUUAGUUACCGUUGUGAUGUGCUCCCCCAUAGGUUUUCUUGUAACAGCAUCUAGGUAAUAUUUGGAUGUUGAAUUAUUUAUAAAUGUCACUUUAGAUGAAGGAUAUCCCAUUAGCUCCUUCCCAAAUAGUUCCAAAGCCUUGUGAAUUUAAGAUUGGACUGUAUUUAGGAUGUAUAAAUGCAAAUUUUUUGUCUAAUGCGCAGUUCAUUCAUGUCCUGUCUACCAUUUUAGAUCCUGUUGAAAGUCGUGCCGCUUAAGUCACGGCUUAAUCUUUCCUUAAAGGAAAUGUUUGGGUUGAAAGCAUUACUGCUUAUUGAAUGUAGCACACAAUCUUAGCUAAAUGGAGUCCUACCUGUUAGGUGGUGGUCAUGUUAUUUUUACCAUCUCUUAUUUUCCUUUCAUCUGAUAUGAUUUGCUAGCAAUACGCUUGGUAUUUUAGCUAAACAGUUAUUAUGUUAUAUACGACAGCUCGGGUCCUUUGUCAUCGCAGUCCAUGAACACGUCGAGUCAGUUCUGCUUCAGUCGAUUUGUUUUCCCUUUUCUUGAGAUGAUCCGUUCAGUGAUCUCGAAUGCCUGUGGAGCGUUUCGGACACAGAAGCCCCCUGUUUCUGACUGCUGUUCUAACUACUGCCUGCUGCUGACAACUAACACCAUUCCAUUUCCCCCUGAGAUGCUGCCGUUGUUUAUUGUGGAGCAUCUCUUUUAAGAAUUGUAAAAAAAUAAAACAAAAAAAAACGUUUUUUUUUUUUUCAUCUGUUUCUGCUCUAUCAGUUAAUAAUUAUAAUAAAAACUAAUUUUAACCUGU
Onychostoma macrolepis is the source of this 4058-nucleotide messenger RNA. It is a transcript of the gene gatad2ab, whose product is annotated as GATA zinc finger domain containing 2Ab. The transcript has 11 exons. Gene Ontology annotation, molecular function: sequence-specific DNA binding. Bases 13 to 2271 code for a protein of 752 amino acids. Gene Ontology annotation, biological process: negative regulation of transcription by RNA polymerase II. NCBI's taxonomy places the organism in Eukaryota, Metazoa, Chordata, Actinopteri, Cypriniformes, Cyprinidae. The record is from RefSeq and is a predicted model, not a curated record. Gene Ontology annotation, cellular component: NuRD complex.